AGGACGUGGCCUACCGGCGCCGGACCGAGGCCUUGGAGGAUGUUUCCCUCACACUCACCAAGAGGCUCAGCUUCAUCAACGAGGAUAAGCGCGGCUCUUCGACAGUGGAACUAGUCAAGAGGGAAGGAUCAACAUUGGGCCUCAUACUAUCCGGUGGGAUUGAUAAAGGCAGCCGUCCAAAAGUCGAGUCUCUCCGGCCGGGCAGCAUAGCACACAGAUGCGAUGCCCUGGCCGUCGGAGACCACAUCGUAGCUGUGAACGGUAUCCGGACCAGCAAGCUGAAGCACGAUGAAAUUGUCAACUUGCUCAAGAAUGCUGGCGACAAGGUUGUGCUUGACGUUGAGUAUGAGAUUCCGAGCACAGCUGCAGAGAUGUCGAUGUGCGUCUGUCCCAAGGUGAUCCAAGUCAAGCUUGAGAAGGAGAAUGGCAGCUUCGGAUUCCUCAUCCGCGGCGGCACCUGUCCGGAGAAACUCAAGUGCCGUCCUUUGACAAUCACUCACGUGAGGCCAGGAGGUCCCGCGGACAGGGAAGGCACCAUCAAAGCGGGUGACAGGCUAUUGGCAGUUGACAACAUAAACCUGAACAACGCUUCUCUCAACGAAGCCAUGGCUGUGCUGAAGCAGGUUGAGAAGCAAGCACUGCUGACCAUAGAGUAUGACGUCUCGGUUAUGGAUGCUGUAAGGAAUGCGUCGGGCCCUCUUCUCGUGGAAAUUGACAAGACACCAGGAGCACAGCUGGGAGCAACGUUGACGCAAGUUCCACACGGAGAAGGAGCCGUUGUUUUCGACAGCAUCAAACAAGCAAGUGUGGCUGAAAGGUGCGGUGCCCUCCACGUCGGCGACCAGCUGCUGGCUAUCGACGGGACACGGGUGGACCAGAUGACUGCGGCCGAGGCCAUGCAGCUCCUGAAAAUGGCCAUCGGCGACGUCAUCAGACUGGAGAUCCUGCCUAUCAGCCAGAUGGCACUCAGGAAAUGCCCUAGCACCCAGUCGAAAAGGAGUGCGGCUCCACCACCUCCUCCGCAUGGCUAUGCCUCAAGUUACGACACCCUCUCGUCCAUGGGCGGUCAUUCGAACAGGUCAGCAACGACGGCACCGACAGGACGCUGCCCUCUACCACCGCUCCCUCCUCCGCAAGUGCCCUCGACCCCAUCGUCGUCGCGAAGGGGCAAGUCCAGCAGAAAGCAUCUCCCGGAAUAUCUCUCCAGCUCCUCAAAUGCGUCUAUUUCGUCUGUCUACGGGGUUCCACCGUGCCUGGUCGGACCGAGCCAACUGAGCCACACCGAGACCACCCAGGUUGUGAUCUACGCCGAUCACAAGGGAUUCGGCUUUGCCCUGCAGGGCCCCACCCCCUACUCGUCCGAUCCGCUGCCACCCAUUCCAACAAUCAGCAGCAUCGACCCGAGGGGGCCAGCCGAAAGGACCGGAGUUGUGCAAGUCGGAGACCGCGUUCUCUCGGUCAACGGGCAGACAACCGAAGGUCUUUCCCUGGAGGAAGUCACCCAGUUGAUCCAACAGUCCCGACCGCGUGUGGUCCUUGACAUAGAGUUUGACGUCGCCGAAUCGGUCAUCCCGAGCAGCGGUACGUUCACCGUCAAGCUAGCGAAAAAGGGCCCCGGACUUGGAAUCACCAUCACGUCCCCGAAGAACAGGCGGCCCGGUGAGCCCCUGCUGAUCUCGGACAUCAAGCACGGCAGCGUGGCGCACCGCACGGGCACCCUCCAACCGGGAGACCACUUGCUUGCCAUAGACUCAGUCCGCAUGGACAACUGCACCAUUGAAGAUGCCGCCCAAAUACUGCAGGCUUCCGAGGAGGUCGUCAAGUUGCGGAUACGCAAGGACGAAGCCUUCUGCGAGGAACCAGACGCAACGGGAGCCGUUAUCUUCACUGUGGAGUUGGCCAGACACGGUGGACCACUGGGCAUCACCAUCUCAGGAACGGAGGAACCCUUCGACCCCAUCAUCAUCUCGGGACUCACCGAGGGAGGACUCGCAGAGAGGACGGGGGCCCUGCACGUUGGCGACCGAAUCCUCGCCAUCAAUGGCCAAAGCCUGCGCGGGAAACCUCUCAGCGAGGCAAUUCUCCUGCUCCAAAACUCGGGGGACGUUGUAACGCUCAAAAUAUCCAAGUCCCCAAGAAACCAAGGGAGAGGCCUGGAUGUGCACCGGAUCGAACGCCCCAAAGAGGUGAGCUCGGUGCUUCGCAGAAGCUUGGUGGCCACGCCGACACCCCGUGCCGAAGAGGCUCCUCACACCACCUCCCACACGUUUCAGCCCGAGCCCAGCAGCUUCCUCAACCUGUACGCCACCCCUAUCCCGAGCGUCGACAGCGCCGUCGAGUCGUGGGACAGCUAUGGCGGACUCGAGGCCGCCGCGGCUGCAGCGGCGAUCGCCAACGGGCCCAUGCCCAUCCAGAACAAGGUGCUACCGCCUCCGACACCCGAUCUCACUCGUCGAGAAGCAGAUGUUCCGACAACCGUGGCCCAGCCGUCGUCUCCACAACAGUCCUCCUGCUCGCCAAACGUGUCAGCGGAGCUCCAGUCUUGGGAGAGGGAGGUCUGGGGUCACCGGCCGCCACCCAACCUCACUUCCCCCAGCACAUCGAAUCCCCAUGCAUUCGCCCCGACGAGCAGCCACUCCGCCGCGUCGGACAGUGGCUCCGCGGACUGGUCCAAGGUCCUCGAGGACCUCGAGACGUGCGGACAGUCCAAGCUGCUCCGACAGAUCGAGCGAAGCAUCAUGGGGAGCCUGCCUUCGAUUGCGCCCCUGCCAAACCCGGACGUGCAUCUGCCAAACCCCGAGACCCUUCAGUACGACGACCUUUACGGCUUCCAGUCCCGACUGCAGUCCGACGACACGUCGACGGAGUGUGAGUUUCAGGUCCCGGACCACGAGCAGACACCGUUCACGCUGUCCCCGUACGAGGGGGGGCAGCCGCACCGUGAUGGUUCCGGGAUGCCCUAUCCCAACUAUGGCGGUCACAUGACCGCACCUAUUCCCAUUGAGGUGCAUCGUGUUACGCUCUUCAAGGACAAAGUGUACGAGGACUUUGGCUUCAGCGUGUCAGAUGGCUUGUAUGAGAAAGGUGUCUACGUCAACCGGAUUCGACCAGGCGGACCGGCCGACAUGAGUGGAAUACUGAAGCCUUUUGACAGGAUCCUACAGGUGAACGAAACCAAGACCCACGACUACGACUGCUGCCUCACCGUGCCUCUGAUGGCGUCGGCGGGAGACUCCGUCGAGCUGAUAGUCAGCCGUCCCGCCUACAUCAACGGCAAUUCCUCGCACAGAGGCUACGAGCCUUCAUCGUUUCAUCCCUGGAUCGACGACAACGACCGCGAGGACUGCUCAUCACCACACGGCUCGCGGCCUGGCUCUCAGAUUCUGACCAAAACCCUCUGAGAAAGAACAAGCCUUGUCUCCACUCCAGGAGAGCUAUAUUCAAUGUGUCUAUCUAAUGGGCUGUCCAUUUCAGUUGCCACUGAUUGGCCAGAUCUAGACGGGCAGUGGGUCACAUUCUGAUCCUUUCACAACAUCAUUUUUAUGCCUCAGAGAUUUCAUACUCAGGGCACAAAUGAAAAAAACGGAAUGCACUUCAACAUAAUCCACUUUUGGCCGUGCGAAUCUCGAAGGUUCAGAUUCUGCAGUCAUGUUAUGUACACAAAUGAGGUUUAAUGUGGCCUCGUAUUCAACGCUUGUAUGCGUUAACUGCACCGUUCGCAGGCAUCUGGGACAUGCUGACAUGCAAGGAAAGACUUGUCAAGUUUGUUCAAGUAGUCUGUGACUACGUUUCGUACCCUUUCUUCGUUCUACUGCACUGUACGAAUAGGUGUGUUGACGUGGUCAAGAGAGCGAUGACGCUAUGGCUUGCCACUUUCUUGUGUAACGGAGUGUGCGCCGCUGAAAUGGACAUGUCCAACAAAUGACAGUUCCGAGUAUACCUCCCAAGUCUUGGCAACGUGCAAGCCAGAACAAAAGACAUAGAGAGAUUAACAAGCAGGUGUCUUGGUCCAAACCAACGAUGCAGGUUGUGAAACUAACACGGGUAGAGAAAAGAUAUCGUACACUGCGAGCGGGCUAUGAAAGACGCCGCACUUGAGAUAAUCACUUUUCUUGUUUUACUUCGUCGAUGAAACUGUUUCAAUGCAGCUGGUGUGAGCAAAUAGAGAUAUAAUCAGUGUUACCUAAAAUUUACGUUUCCUUGAGGUUAAUUCAUGUGAAGGCUACCAUUACAGCAAGAUGUUUCAUUUUAACCUUAACAGAACAAGUGAACACUGCAUUUUGCAGAUGGCACAACUCCGCUCCUUCUGAGCUGUACUACUUAGACAAGUAUGCCUCGUAUGAGGAAUUGAACGAGAAUCAAGUCGGACCUAUUCACAAAUUUUCCCCCUUAAUAAAGUUUAAAAGUAUUUGCUUAAGGCGCAAAUAGCAAUAUACAAACUGGAGCCCAGCAGCUUCAGGGUGCGACCAUUAGAAGGAAACUUUAAACCUGGCAGCAAGUAUUAAGACGAGUGCCCUUACAUUCACAUAAAAAUGCUCUCUUGUGCCCCACUACUUGAGCAAAAUGCCUCCUUUCAGUGAAGGAUAACUUUCAUUGCAAGACUGAAGAAAUUUUAUCACACUAAAAGUGCAUCUCCACGCCAGUGCCAGAACAAGCAACCAUGCCCAGCAAUCUUUUUGACCUUGAAUUGUAAAUUUCCGUGUUUGCCCUGAAACGAUUAGUCGUACCUUUAACCAGUAAAACUUGCUUAAUUGCCCAAUAUAUUUUCACUGCUAGAGUAAUUGUACACCUUGGCACAUUUUAAAGAUCAGCAAGUGAUAUUGUGCCAUAUAUUACAAUGAGAACUGUUAAGAUUGAAAUGAAACAUCACAUAUAUAUAUAUAUAUAUAUAUAUAGCUGCUGUUGCCUAGGUAGAGGGCAUUCCUUUGUGAAGGCUUUUAUGACCAUGAAGAGAACAAAGAACAGCCAUCUUUGGGCAAAACAGAUUGUGAGACCAUGCAUUUAAGGGAGAGAAAACUUGUCUUUCGCCAAGCCAAAUUCGUUGGAUCGCUUGCCGAUGUACUCCAUCAACCACGCAAAAAAAAUCUAAGAAGAUCAGCCAACAGUCUUCAUGCUGUGAACGACUCUUGCUGAACAACCAGUUCUUGUGGCAAGUGAGAUUCCUUUCUGGCCUCUUCAUAACACGGCCCCCACAAACAGUUUCUCUAUUUUUACAGUGUUAUCAAUCUACGAAGCAAUGUACUAUUUGCAAUCAAGUUGUUCCUCAACAUUUAUUGUUAGCUUGUACAUAAACGGUAAGCAAUUCUUGUUCAGCAUUACUGAGAACAGCUAGUCAUUAAAAAAUGUUGGAAGUGUGUUCCAUGUUUGAUCAUCACCGAUUUACGCGAAUACUAACAAAGGCAGCAAAGUGUUACGCUGCUUUCAGUGUUUGUGAAAUAUCACCGCUCUGCGUCGAGGUACUCUGCUCAUAUUGGUACCUUCACUGUGUCCACCAGAUAUAAAAUAAGCUGGAAGGUACAAAAAGCAAAUAAAUAAUUAAAACGAUGAAAGAACGUUGCAUGAAACGGGCGGGAGUAAUAAUUGUUCCCUUUGGCUAUUUGUUCGAAGUGCCUUUUCAAGCUCGUCUAUUCAAGGGCGAGCACUGCCAUAAACGGUUCUGAAGAGAGACUCACGAGAUGUGGCGAUGUACAGUUGUUUGGUUUUUCGAGAGUUUCACGAAGCAUGGAUAAUAAAAGAAUGCAUUCUUCGCAUUAAAAUGAAA
Molecule: messenger RNA, 5761 nt
Organism: Rhipicephalus microplus (southern cattle tick)
Lineage: Eukaryota; Metazoa; Arthropoda; Arachnida; Ixodida; Ixodidae
Gene: Grip
Product: Glutamate receptor interacting protein
Biological process (GO): neurotransmitter receptor transport, endosome to postsynaptic membrane
Molecular function (GO): protein binding
Source: RefSeq, a predicted model, not a curated record